AGUGUAUACUUGUAAUUUCAGAUUUCAUGAUGUCGCAAUAAGUCGUCUUGAGAAUAAGGGAUGCUAUUAUUCGAAUUUUCCUAUUUAGUGAUACUAUGGAUGUGGGUUAUUUCUACAACACAAAGUAGUAUAACAACAUCUGACACCCAAGAAUGUACAACAUAUAUCGUUAACUGUCAUAACAUAAACUAUGACAAUUUAAAUGGUACAAACAACAAAACAAACCACAACCACGACUGCAUGUGUUGUCCUAUAUCUUUUGACGUUUCAAACCAAAAGUUAACAAGCGAAAGAGAUGGAUGGAAAUAUGGAUAUUUGCGAAAUUGUGAAAGUCACGAUAACUACACAGAAAGCAAUGACAUCAAAUGGAUAUAUGGAUAUCUGAAGGAUUGCAAUAACGCAAAGAAUAGCAAUAUAGUCAAUUGUAGCUAUUUUGAAAGUUGUUGCUAUAGUUUAAGUUAUUUGUCUAAUUGCUUUAACUAUUCGACAAUCGAAUGCAGUAAACAGAUCCUUGCCAAUUGUUCAUUUGUAGGUUCUGCGUCUUAUCAACAGAAUACAAGCGAAAAUUCAACAGCUUUUGUUACAACGGAUGAUGAUGGUUGGAUUUACACGUAUUACAACUUUAGUUCUUAUGAAUGCCUCAGUCAAUGUAAUAUUAGCCUAAAUUGUUCCAAAAAGGGUUGUGGUUAUUGUGUUGGAUGCUGUACGUUGAUUCAUUGCUGCGAAUGUGACAAGGACUUUAUCACAACGGAGUCUUCGACCACUGAACAAAUGAGCCCCGUUCUAACAACAGAACAAAACAUGAAAUCAACAACAAGUACACCAAGCAUAGCAACACUAUCAACAAAGAAAAUAACGUCGUCGGCAAUCACAACAGAAACUUCUACAAAGGAAACAACGACAGUAACAACUGCAAAUCCAACAACGACAGAAAUUCCAAUUUCAAUAACGAUACAAAAUACAUUUCGAACGACAAAAACCUUAAUUCCUGCAACAGAUACCACAAUUCUAACGACACACACUACAACAGAAACUUCGACAACCAUAAUAACGACAGAGCCAAAAACGACAGAAAUUACACCAUCAAAUUCAAUCGAAACUACAACUCCAACAAUACCCACUACGCCUCUUCCUCAUCACGAUUAUCAACAUUUUGCCUGCAUUAAUGGCUGUUCAUGUACUAUGAAAAAUUAUAGACAUGAAAAUGACAAUAGCACAGACCAUCCCAAUUGUUACAUGUAUUGUCCCGUUUGUUGCAAAAGAGCAGAAAAAAAUGUUACAAAUGACAAUGAUGACUGGAAUUAUGGAUAUUCGAAAGAAUGUUUAGGUCAGAACGAUAGGACAAUCAAUGGAGAUCUAGAUCCAAGGACGUACAGUACUAUCAGAGCUAAGAACUGUUCUUCUAUUUCUUGUCUACCAUGUUGCCACAAUAGUACAAUUGGCUGUCAGAUUAAUUGCACUUGUAACAGUUCUUGUCACUAUGACAGUAACUUCUUCAAUUCAGCCAGAAUUGAGGAUAACAUGACUUCUGUAAACUGUUCACGCCAAUGCUCUUCAUCAUGUUGUUGUCAUUGUCAAGCUUGCAAUUCUACAGAUAUGUCUUCUACUGAAGAUGACUGGAUAUAUUCAAACAACAGUGGUCACGAAUGUUUCCAUCCAUGUAAUUCGACCAUACAAAGCAACGAACACUGUUCUCAUAUCAAUUUUUCAUGCUUUUUAUGGAUUUGCUGCAGCGAAUGUGAAAAUCAAACAAUCACUACUGAUUCACCAACAACUGACCAGACUACUUCAAUUCAAUCGACGACCGACAUCACAACGGAAACGACUAUGGCGACAUCAGGGCAAACAACAGAGUCUACACUAUUGUCAACCACCAUGGAAACUACACAAACCAAAACGACAACUGAAACUUCGAUUCAAACGGCAGAAACUACAACCGAUCAAAGUACAACAGAUACUUCGACGAAAGAAUUAACGACAGUAACUCAAUCAGAACCAACAACGACAGAAACUUCAGUUCAAACGACAAUAACCUCAAUUCCAGCAACAGAAACCACAAUAACAGCGACACAAACUACAACUCAUCAAAGUACAACUGAAACUUCGCCGAAAGAAACAACGACAAUAACUCAUUUAGAACCAACAACGACAGAAACUUCAGUUCCUACGACAGAAACCUCAAUUCCAGCAACAGAAACCACAAUUACAACGACACAAGCUACAACUGAUCAAAUGACAACAGAAACUUCUCCGAAAGAAACAACGACAAUAACUCCUUCAGAACCAACAAUGACAGAAACUCCAGUUCAAACGACAAUAACCUCAAUUCAAGCAACAGAAACCACAAUUACAACGACACAAACUACAACUGAUGAAAGUACAACAGAAACUUCGCCAAAGGAAACAACGCCAGUUACUUCUUCACAGCCAACAACGACAGAAAUUGCAUCAUCAACAGCAAUAGAAACUACAACUUCAACGAUACCUACUACGUCUUCUCAUCCAACCGAUUGUUCACAAUUUGCCUGCAUCUGUUGCUGUCCCUUUACUAUUGACAAUCAUACAUAUGAAAAUGACAAUACUACAGACCAUCCCAAUGGUUACAUUUACUGUCCUGUUUUUUGCGAAAGAGCAAAACAAAAUGUUACAAAUGACGAUGAUGACUGGAUAUAUGGAUAUGCCAAAAAAUGCCUAUGUCAGAAAAAUGGGACAGCCGAUGACCAUCUAGAUUUGUGGACGUAUAGUUAUAUCAGUGCUAAGAACUGUUCUUCUAUAUCUUGUCUACCAUGUUGCAAUAAUGGUACCGACAACUAUGAGAUGAAUUGCAUUUGUCACAGUUCUUGUCACUAUUGCAGUAACGUUUUCAACUGCUGUGAUUAUUCAACCAGUAUCAAUGAUAAAACUGCACUUGUUAACUGUUCAUGCCGAUGCUCCUCAUCAUGUUGUUGUCAAUGUCGGGGUGGAAAAUCUACAGAUGUGUCUUCUACUGAAGAUGACUGGACAUAUUCAAACAACAGUGGUCACGAAUGUUUCCAUUUAUGUAAUACGACCAUACAAAGCAACGAACACUGUUCUCAUAUCAAUUUGUCAUGCUGUUUAUGGAUUUGCUGCAGCGAAUGUGAAAAUCAAACAAUCACUACUGAUUCACCAAUAACUGACCAAACUACUUCAAUUCAAUCGACGACCGACAUCACAACGGAAACGACUAUGGAGACAUCAGUCCAAACAACAGAGUCUACACUAUUGCCAACCACCAUAGAAACUACACAAACCAAAACAACAACAGAAACUUCGAUUCUAACGACAGAAACUACAACAGAUCAAAGUACAACAGAAACUUCUCUGAAAGAAACGAUGACAUUAACACCUUCAGAACCAACAACGAUUAAAACUUCAGUUCGAACGACAAUAACCUCAAUUCCAGCAACAGAAACCACAAUUACAACGACACAAGCUACAACUGAUCAAAGUACAACAGAAACUUCUCCGAAAGAAACAACGACAAUAACUCCUUCAGAACCAACAACGACAGAAACUUCAGUUCAAACGACAAUUACCUCAAUUCCAGCAACAGAAACCACAAUUACAACGACACAAACUACAACUGAUCAAAGUACAACAGAAACUUCGCCAAAGGAAACAACGCCAGUUACUUCUUCACAGCCAACAACAACAGAAAUUGCAUCAUCAACAGCAAUAGAAACUACAACUUCAACGAUACCUACUACGUCUUCUCAUCCAACCGAUUGUUCACAUUUUGCCUGCAUCUGUUGCUGUCCCUUUACUAUUGACAAUCAUACAUAUGAGAAUGACAAUACUACAGACCAUCCCAAUGGUUACAUUUACUGUGCUGUUUGUAGCGAAAGAGCAAAACAAAAUGUUACAAAUGACGAUGAUAACUGGAUAUAUGGAUAUGCGAAAAAAUGCCUAUGUCAGAAAAAUGGGACAAUCGAUGGCCAUCUAGAUCUGUGGACGUAUAGUUAUAUCAGUGCUAAGAACUGUUCUUCCACUUCUUGUCUACCAUGUUGCAAUAAUGGUACCGACAGCUAUGAGAUGAAUUGCAUUUGUCACAGUUCUUGUCACUAUUGCAGUAACGUUUUCAACUGCUGUGAUUAUUCAACCAGUAUCAAUGAUAAAACGGCACUUGUUAACUGUUCACGCCGAUGCUCCUCAUCAUGUUGUUGUCAUUGUCUGGGUGGAAAAUCUACAGAUGUGUCUUCUACUGAAGAUGACUGGACAUAUUCAAACAACAGUGGUCACGAAUGUUUCCAUCCAUGUAAUACGACCAUACAAAGCAACGAACACUGUUCUCAUAUCAAUUUGUCAUGCUGUUUAUGGAUUUGCUGCAGCGAAUGUGAAAAUCAAACAAUCACUACUGAUUCACCAACAACUGACCAAACUACUUCAAUUCAAUCGACGACCCACAUCACAACGGAAACGACUAUGGAGACAUCAGUCAAAACAACAGAGUCUACACUAUUGCCAACCACCAUGGAAACUACACAAACCAAAACAACAACAGAAACUUCGAUUCAAACGACAGAAACUACAACAGAUCAAAGUACAACAGAAACUUCUCUGAAAGAAACGACGACAUUAACACCUUCAGAACCAACAACGACUGAAACAUCAGUUCGAACGACAGAAACCUCAAUUCCAGCAACAGAAACCACAAUUAGAACGACACAAGCUACAACUGAUCAAAGUACAACAGAAACUUCGCCGAAAGAAACAACGACAAUAACUCCUUUAGAACCAACAACGACAGAAACUUCAGUUCCUACGACAGAAACCUCAAUUCCAGCAACAGAAACCACAAUUACAACGACACAAGCUACAACUGAUCAAAGUACAACAGAAACUUCUCCGAAAGAAACAACGACAAUAACUCCUUCAGAACCAACAACGACAGAAACUUCAGUUCAAACGACAAUUAACUCAAUUCCAGCAACAGAAACCACAAUUACAACGACACAAACUACAACUGAUCAAAGUACAACAGAAACUUCGCCAAAAGAAACAACGCCAGUUACUUCUUCACAGCCAACAACGACAGAAAUUGCAUCAUCAACAGCAAUAGAAACUACAACUUCAACGAUACUUACUACGUCUUCUCAUCCAACCGAUUGUUCACAUUUUGCCUGCAUCUGUUGCUGUCCCUUUACUAUUGACAAUCAUACAUAUGAGAAUGACAAUACUACAGACCAUCCCAAUGGUUACAUUUACUGUGCUGUUUGUAGCGAAAGAGCAAAACAAAAUGUUACAAAUGACGAUGAUAACUGGAUAUAUGGAUAUGCGAAAAAAUGCCUAUGUCAGAAAAAUGGGACAAUCGAUGGCCAUCUAGAUCUGUGGACGUAUAGUUAUAUCAGUGCUAAGAACUGUUCUUCUACUUCUUGUCUACCAUGUUGCAAUAAUGGUACCGACAGCUAUGAGAUGAAUUGCAUUUGUCACAGUUCUUGUCACUAUUGCAGUAACGUUUUCAACUGCUGUGAUUAUUCAACCAGUAUCAAUGAUAAAACGGCACUUGUUAACUGUUCACGCCGAUGCUCCUCAUCAUGUUGUUGUCAUUGUCUAGGUGGAAAAUCUACAGAUGUGUCUUCUACUGAAGAUGACUGGACAUAUUCAAACAACAGUGGUCACGAAUGUUUCCAUCCAUGUAAUACGACCAUACAAAGCAACGAACACUGUUCUCAUGUCAAUUUGUCAUGCUGUUUAUGGAUUUGCUGCAGCGAAUGUGAAAAUCAAACAAUCACUACUGAUUCACCAACAACUGACCAAACUACUUCAAUUCAAUCGACGACCGACAUCACAACGGAAACGACUAUGGAGACAUCAGUCCAAACAACAGAGUCUACACUAUUGUCAACCACCAUGGAAACUACACAAACCAAAACAACAACUGAAACUACAACAGAUCAAAGUACAACAGAAACUUCUCUGAAAGAAACAACAACAGUAACACCUUCAGAACCAACAACGACUGAAACUUUAGUUCGAACGACAGAAACCUCAAUUCCAGCAACAGAAACCACAAUUAGAACGACACAAGCUACAACUGAUCAAAGUACAACAGAAACUUCGCCGAAAGAAACAAUGACAAUACCUCCUUUAGAACCAACAACGACAGAAACUUCAGUUCCUACGACAGAAACCUCAAUUCCAGCAACAGAAACCACAAUUACAACGACACAAGCUACAACUGAUCAAAGUACAACAGAAACUUCUCCGAAAGAAACAACGACAAUAACUCCUUCAGAACCAACAACGACAGAAACUUCAGUUCAAACGACAAUAACCUCAAUUCCAGCAACAGAAACCACAAUUACAACGACAAAAACUACAACUGAUCAAAGUACAACAGAAACUUCGCCAAAGGAAACAACGCCAGUUACUUCUUCACAGCCAACAACGACAGAAAUUGCAUCAUCAACAGCAAUAGAAACUACAACUUCAACGAUACCUACUACGUCUUCUCAUCCAACCGAUUGUUCACAUUUUGCCUGCAUCUGCUGCUGUCCCUUUACUAUUGACAAUCAUACAUAUGAAAAUGACAAUACUACAGACCAUCCCAAUGGUUACAUUUACUGUCCUGUUUGUUGCGAAAUAGCAAAACAAAAUGUUACAAAUGACGAUGAUAACUGGAUAUACGGAUAUGCGAAAAAAUGCCUAUGUCAGAAAAAUGGGACAAUCGAUGGCCAUCUAGAUUUGUGGACGUAUAGUUAUAUCAGUGCUAAGAACUGUUCUUCUACUUCUUGUCUACCAUGUUGCAAUAAUGGUACCGACAGCUAUGAGAUGAAUUGCAUUUGUCACAGUUCUUGUCACUAUUGCAGUAACGUUUUCAACUGCUGUGAUUAUUCAACCAGUAUCAAUGAUAAAACGGCACUUGUUAACUGUUCACGCCGAUGCUCCUCGUCAUGUUGUUGUCAUUGUCUGGGUGGAAAAUCUACAGAUGUGUCUUCUACUGAAGAUGAAUGGACAUAUUCAAACAACAGUGGUCACGAAUGUUUCCAUCCAUGUAAUACGACCAUACAAAGCAACGAACACUGUUCUCAUAUCAAUUUGUCAUGCUGUUUAUGGAUUUGCUGCAGCGAAUGUGAAAAUCAAACAAUCACUACUGAUUCACCAACAACUGACCAAACUACUUCAAUUCAAUCGACGACCGACAUCACAACGGAAACGACUAUGGAGGCAUCAGUCCAAACGACAGAGUCUACACUAUUGUCAACCGCCAUGGAAACUACACAAAUCAAAACAACAACUGAAACUUCGAUUCAAACGACAGAAACUACAACAGAUCAAAGUACAACAGAAACUUCUCUGAAAGAAACAACGACACUAACACCUUCAGAACCAACAACGACUGAAACUUCAGUUCGAACGACAGAAACCUCAAUUCCAGCAACAGAAACCACAAUUAGAACGACACAAGCUACAACUGAUCAAAGUACAACAGAAACUUCGCCGAAAGAAACAAUGACAAUACCUCCUUUAGAACCAACAACGACAGAAACUUCAGUUCCUACGACAGAAACCUCAAUUCCAGCAACAGAAACCACAAUUACAACGACACAAGCUACAACUGAUCAAAGUACAACAGAAACUUCUCCGAAAGAAACAACGACAAUAACUCCUUCAGAACCAACAACGACAGAAACUUCAGUUCAAACGACAAUAACCUCAAUUCCAGCAACAGAAACCACAAUUACAACGACAAAAACUACAACUGAUCAAAGUACAACAGAAACUUCGCCAAAGGAAACAACGCCAGUUACUUCUUCACAGCCAACAACGACAGAAAUUGCAUCAUCAACAGCAAUAGAAACUACAACUUCAACGAUACCUACUACGUCUUCUCAUCCAACCGAUUGUUCACAUUUUGCCUGCAUCUGCUGCUGUCCCUUUACUAUUGACAAUCAUACAUAUGAAAAUGACAAUACUACAGACCAUCCCAAUGGUUACAUUUACUGUCCUGUUUGUUGCGAAAUAGCAAAACAAAAUGUUACAAAUGACGAUGAUAACUGGAUAUAUGGAUAUGCGAAAAAAUGCCUAUGUCAGAAAAAUGGGACAAUCGAUGGCCAUCUAGAUUUGUGGACGUAUAGUUAUAUCAGUGCUAAGAACUGUUCUUCUACUUCUUGUCUACCAUGUUGCAAUAAUGGUACCGACAGCUAUGAGAUGAAUUGCAUUUGUCACAGUUCUUGUCACUAUUGCAGUAACGUUUUCAACUGCUGUGAUUAUUCAACCAGUAUCAAUGAUAAAACGGCACUUGUUAACUGUUCACGCCGAUGCUCCUCGUCAUGUUGUUGUCAUUGUCUGGGUGGAAAAUCUACAGAUGUGUCUUCUACUGAAGAUGAAUGGACAUAUUCAAACAACAGUGGUCACGAAUGUUUCCAUCCAUGUAAUACGACCAUACAAAGCAACGAACACUGUUCUCAUAUCAAUUUGUCAUGCUGUUUAUGGAUUUGCUGCAGCGAAUGUGAAAAUCAAACAAUCACUACUGAUUCACCAACAACUGACCAAACUACUUCAAUUCAAUCGACGACCGACAUCACAACGGAAACGACUAUGGAGGCAUCAGUCCAAACGACAGAGUCUACACUAUUGUCAACCGCCAUGGAAACUACACAAAUCAAAACAACAACUGAAACUUCGAUUCAAACGACAGAAACUACAACAGAUCAAAGUACAACAGAAACUUCUCUGAAAGAAACAACGACAGUAACACCUUCAGAACCAACAACGACUGAAACUUCAGUUAGAACGACAGAAACCUCAAUUCCAGCAACAAAAACCACAAUUAGAACGACACAAGCUACAACUGAUCAAAGUACAACAGAAACUUCGCCGAAAGAAACAACGACAAUAACUCCUUUAGAACCAACAACGACAGAAACUUCAGUUCCUACGACAGAAACCUCAAUUCCAGCAACAGAAACCACAAUUACAACGACACAAGCUACAACUGAUCAAAGUACAACAGAAACUUCGCCGAAAGAAACAACGACAAUAACUCCUUCAGAACCAACAACGACAGAAACUUCAGUUCAAACGACAAUAACCUCAAUUCCAGCAACAGAAACCACAAUUACAACGAUAGAAACUACAACUGAUCAAAGUACAACAGAAACUUCGCCAAAGGAAACAACGCCAGUUACUUCUUCACAGCCAACAACGACAAAAAUUGCAUCAUCAACAGCAAUAGAAACUACAACUUCAACGAUACCUACUACGUCUUCUCAUCCAACCGAUUGUUCACAUUUUGCCUGCAUCUGUUGCUGUCCCUUUACUAUUGACAAUUAUACAUAUGAAAAUGACAAUACUACAGACCAUCCAAGUGGUUACAAUUACUGUCCUGUUUGUUGCGAAAGAGCAAACCAAAAUGUUACAAAUGACGAUGAUGACUGGAUAUAUGGAUAUGCGAAAAAAUGCCCAUGUCAGAAAAAUGGGACAAUCGAUGGCCAUCUAGAUUUGUGGACGUAUAGUUAUAUCAGUGCUAAGAACUGUUCUUCUACUUCUUGUCUACCAUGUUGCAAUAAUGGUACCGACAGCUAUGAGAUGAAUUGCAUUUGUCACAGUUCUUGUCACUAUUGCAGUAACGUUUUCAACUGCUGUGAUUAUUCAACCAGUAUCAAUGAUAAAACGGCACUUGUUAACUGUUCACGCCGAUGCUCCUCGUCAUGUUGUUGUCAUUGUCUGUGUGGAAAAUCUACAGAUGUGUCUUCUACUGAAGAUGACUGGACAUAUUCAAACAACAGUGAUCACGAAUGUUUCCAUCCAUGUAAUACGACCAUACAAAGCAACGAACACUGUUUUCAUAUCAAUUUGUCAUGCUGUUUAUGGAUUUGCUGCAGCGAAUGUGAAAAUCAAACAAUCACUACGGAUUCACCAACAACUGACCAAACUACUUCAAUUCAAUCGACGACCGACAUCACAACGGAAACGACUAUGGAGGCAUCAGUCCAAAGAACAGAGUCUACACUAUUGUCAACCACCAUGGAAACUACACAAAUCAAAACAACAACUGAAACUUCGAUUCAAACGACAGAAACUACAACAGAUCAAAGUACAACAGAAACUUCUCUGAAAGAAACAACGACAGUAACACCUUCAGAACAAACAACGACUGAAACUUCAGUUCGGACGACAAAAACCUCAAUUCCAGCAACAGAAACCACAAUUAGAACGAUACAAGCUACAACUGAUCAAAGUACAACAGAAACUUCGCCGAAAGAAACAACGACAAUAACUCCUUCAAAACCAACAACGACAGAAACUUCAGUUCCUACGACAAAUACCUCAUUUCCAGCAACAGAAACCACAAUUACAAUGACACAAGCUACAACUGGUCAAAGUACAAAAGAAACUUCUCCAAAAGAAACAACGACAAUAACUCCUUCAGAACCAACAACGACAGAAACUUCAGUUCAAACGACAAAAACCUCAAUUCCAGCAACAGAAACCACAAUUACAACGACACAAACUACAACUGAUCAAAGUACAACAGAAACUUCGCCAAAGGAAACAACUCCAGUUACUUCUUCACAGCCAACAACGACAGAAAUUGCAUCAUCAACAGCAAUAGAAACUACAACUUCAACGAUACCUACUACGUCUUCUCAUCCAACCGAUUGUUCACAUUUUGCCUGCAUCUGUUGCUGUCUCUUUACUAUUGACAGUCAUACAUAUAAACAUGACAAUACUACAGACCAUCCAAAUGGUUACAUUUACUGUCCUGUUUGUUGCGAAAGAGCAAACCAAAAUGUUACAAAUGACGAUGAUGACUGGAUAUAUGGAUAUGCGAAAAAAUGCCUAUGUCAGAAAAAUGAGACAAUCGAUGGCCAUCUAGAUCUGUGGACGUAUAGUUAUAUCAGUGCUAAGAACUGUUCUUCUACUUCUUGUCUACCAUGUUGCAAUAAUGGUACCGACAGCUAUGAGAUGAAUUGCAUUUGUCACAGUUCUCGUCACUUUUACAGUAACGUUUUCAACUGUUGUGAUUAUUCAACCAAUAUCAAUGAUAAAACAGCACUUGUUAACUGUUCACGCCGAUGCUCCUCAUCAUGUUGUUGUCAUUGUCUGGGUGGAAAAUCUACAGAUGUGUCUUCUACUGAAGAUGACUGGACAUAUUCAAAUAACAGUGGUCACGAAUGUUUCCAUCCAUGUAAUACGACCAUACAAAGCAACGAACACUGUUCUCAUAUCAAUUUGUCAUGCUGUUUAUGGAUUUGCUGCAGCGAAUGUGAAAAUCAAACAAUCACUACGGAUUCACCAACAACUGACCAAACUACUUCAAUUCAAUCGACGACCGAGAUCACAACGGUAACGACAAUGGAGACAUCAGUCCAAACAACAGAGUCUACACUAUUGUCAACCACCAUGGAAACUACACAAACCAAAACAACAGAAACUUCGAUUCAAACGACAGAAACUACAACAGAUCAAAGUACAACAGAAACUUCUCUGAAAGAAACAACGACAGUAACACCUUCAGAACCAACAACGACAGAAACUUCAGUUCGAACGACAGAAACCUCAAUUCCAGCAACAGAAACCACAAUUAAAACGACAGAAGCUACAACUGAUCAAAGUACAACAGAAACUUCGCCGAAAGAAACAACGACAAUAACUCCCUCAGAACCAACAACGACAGAAACUUCUAUUGGCACGACAGAAACCUCAAUUCCAGCAACAGAAACCACAACUACAACGACACAAGCUACAACUCAUCAAAGUACAACAGAAACUUCGCCGAAAGAAACAACGACAAUAAUUCCCUCAGAACUAACAACGACAGAAACUUCGCCGAAAGAAACAACGACAGUACCUCUCUCAGAACCAACAAUGACAGAAACUUCAGUUCCUACGACAGAAAUCUCAAUUCCAGCAACAGAAACCACAAUUACAACGACACAAGCUACAACUGAUCAAAGUACAACAGAAACUUCUCCGAAAGAAACAACGACAAUAACUCCUUCAGAACCAACAACGACAGAAACUUCAGUUCAAAGGACAAUAACCUCAAUUCCAGCAAUAGAAACCACAAUUACAACGUCCCAUACUACAACAGAAACUUCGCCGAUAGAAACAACGACAAAAACUUCAUUUCGAACGACAGCAACCUCAAUUUCGGCAACAGAAACCACAAUUACAACGACACAAGCUACAACUCAUCAAAGUACAACAGAAACAUCGCCGAAAGAAACAACGACAAUAAUUCCCUCAGAACUAACAACGACAGAAACUUCGCCGAAAGAAAAAACGACAGUACCUUUCUCAGAACCAACAACGACAGAAAGUUCAGUUCCUACGACAGAAACCUCAAUUCCAGCAACAGAAACCACAAUGACAAUGACACAAGCUACAACUGAUCAAAGUACAACAGAAACGUCUCCGAUAGAAACAACAACAGUAACUCCAUCAGAACCAAGAACGACAGAAAUUACAUCAUCAACAGCAAUAAAAACUACAACUGUCCAAAGUACAACAGCACCUUCACCAAAAGAAAUAACUACAGUAACUUUUACUGUGCCAAUAACGCCAGAAACUACAACUGAUCAAAGUACAACAGAACAUUUGCCGAAAGAAACAACGACAGUGACGUUUUCAGAGUCAACUACGACAGAAACUUCAACUGAUCAAAGUACAACAGAAACUUCGCCAAAAGAAACAACUACAGUAACGUCUUCAGAGCCAACAACGUCAGAAACUACAACUGAUCAAAGUACAACAGAAACUCCGCUGAGAGAAACAACGACAGUAACGUCUUUAGAGCCAACAACGUCAGAAUCUACAACUGAUCAAAGUACAACAGAAACUCCGCUGAAAGAAAAAACGACAGUAACGUCUUCAGAGUCAACUAUGGCAGAAACUACAACUACAUCUCAAUCAGAAACAGAAACUUUUGUUAUAAUUGUCAUUAUAAUCGUUUGUAUUAUUGGAUUCAUAGCUGGGACUGUUUGCAUAGUUUUCGUGUAUUGCUACAUCAUAAAGAAUAGGGCACUUGCUAAGGUUGCUCCUGCAGGUCCAUUGAGAGCGUUUUAGGACUUACUUUGACGAUGCAAAAUACCGGUAUUCAAACAAACAAAGACUUUUUUUUUAUUUUUUUAUCUACCAUGCCUCAUUUAAGUGUCAACCUUGUCCGUCUGUACGUCCGUAUGUACGUCCCAAAAUUAAUUUCCGUUCUGUAACUUAUAUAAUUUGCAUCAACCAAAUGAUAUGAAACUUAUACACAAUGUUUAUUACCACAAAACACAGAUCAAAUUUGAAUUUGGGUGGCGUCACUUUAACCGUUCUAAAGUUAUGCCUCUUUACAAAUGGAAAAAAUACUGAAUUUUUCGUAUCCGUUCUCUAACUUUAGUUUGCCUCAACCAAAUGUUAUGAAACUUAUACAAAAUGCUUAUUACCACAAACUCAGAUUAAAUUAGAAUUUUGGUGGCGUCACUUAUACCGUUCUAGAGUAAUGCCCCUUUAUAUUUGGAAAAAAUGCUGAAUUUUUCGUUUCCGUUCUCUAACUUCAGUGUACCUCAACCAAUUGUUAUGAAAUUAAUAUCCAAAAAAUUAAAAAACAAUAAUAUACACAAUGAUUAUUACAACGAAACUUAGAUCAAGUUUGAAUUUGGAUGGCGUCACUUUUACGGUUCUCUAGUUAUGUUCCCUUAUAACGUUAUAUGCAAGCAUCUAUGUCCCAUGGACACAUUGUUCAUUUUUUUAUUAUCAUUCAACGCAGUUAUGAAACGUUUUAUAUAUAUGCAGAAGUUCUGUGGUAACAUUUUAUUGAAAUCUAUAAAUCAGGUCAAUCCUUUCUCAUUUGCUAUUUAUAGAAAUGUAUUGGCCAAAACUUCAUCUUUCGAUUUAUCGGAUUCCGGUUUCGGCAUUUGUUAUUUUUUUCCUUUGUAGCUGGCAGUUGUAUGAUCAAAAGUUGGGGUAUAUCAGUUAUGUCUACAUACUUUUUUCGAUACUUGAUUUAUUAACGGCUGCUGAACAUCGGGUGACAAAUAUAACAUGCCCAUCUCUGACAAUAAUAAAGUGAUAUGAAUAUGAAAACAUAUACAGGUUAAUUCUGAGCGUGACACAUACACUUGAACGAUUGGUACAUCCAAAACGAAUUCGGAGACCGCCUAUGAAUUUUAUAUCACUUUAUAUAAUACAAAGGAAAUUUUAGUAAAAAAAAUGUAUAAAGUUUAAAGACAUGUUCUUUAUUGUUAUUGUUCACCUCUAGAUGUCUUUUUGCUAUUAGUUUCGUUGGGUUGCUCUCGUAUGGACGUUCAUCCCACAUCUAUAGUUUUGUCGCCCUAAUCGGACACAUUUUUUUAAUCAUUUUUCCUAAAUCCUGUGUGUUUGGUCGAAAGAGAAAGCAAGCAAAUCCAUAUUUUCAAGUAAACUGUUUGAGUUCAAAUGACGUGGAUGUGUACUUGUUUGACAUAACGGAUGUAUUUUUCUCCUCAUCAUAUUCAUGCUAAACCCAAUUUUCAUAAGAAAAGAUAAGAAAAAGUUGCAUUUGGUCCUUAACAAUGAGAGCAUACUCACAACAUGAGACAAUCCAAGGGAAACCCAAAUCAUAUGCACUUUAAGUAUGUGCCCGUUAAUAUAUUGAUUGUUUGUUUGCUGUUUGAUUAAUGUCCAUUGGAAAACAUUACAUGCAUAUUCAUGACUACUCAGCAAUUUCGCCAUUACAAAACAAGUGCAAAUAACUCAUCCUAGAUACCAGGAUUGUACGACAGACGCGCGUUUCGUCUUUAAAAGACUCAUCAGUGACGCUCGAAUCAAAAAAAGAUAAAAAGGCCAAAUAAAGUACAAAGAAUUGAUUGAAACUGGUUCGAGAAUUUAAACUGAAUCCAAAAGUAAGAAAAAACAUGAUAUUUCUGCUAAAAAAAUAAUUCAGAAGACUUUUUUCAACCGUUCUUUAAAUCCUAAUUUUAGAAGCUUGUAAGGUACAAUUUUGGAAUACUAGACUUUUCACUACGCUUUUGUUUCAAACAACAAUGACCAUUAUAGAAAAUGAAGUCAAACACUUAUCCACAUUGAACAGCAAAUAAAUAAUUUCUACCAAGGGUGCAAACAAACACUAGACGGGAGACGGAUUUAUAAAAGUUUUUCCAAACUUGUUUCCGAAUCCCAUAUUUGAAUUUCAUGUAACAUAUCACUAAUUCAUUGUUGUAAAUUUUCAUUAAUGAAUACUGUUUAAACUAAACAAACACAAGUCGUCAAAAGACAAAAAGACAGAUUAUACCAUGACCAAAAACAAAUAGACAAACAGACAAACAGCAGUCCACAAAACAAUACACAGAAAACUGUGUUUGAGCAACAAUACUAAAUUCUGUUCACAAAAAACAUGAAAACAUAAUUCUGUAAAACUAUGUUUUAUCUGUCAUACAAACUAAUUAACUUCGGUUCAUUGUGUCCUUUUAUUCAAAAUUUAACAGAAAAAUGUUGUAGAGAUUGAUAUUUAAUGCAUAAAUUCCAAAUUUUAUAGAAAAAGAACCACAAAUAGAUGAGUAUUUAAACAAUGUUUAGGCAAGUGUCGGUUUUUCUUUGAUAUUGCCAAAAACAAAAAAAUCAGUGAAUCGAUUGACACGUGCCAACUUACAUAGCAACUGAUUAAACAAUCAUAAUCUUUUUAUUUUAAGUAAUUAACAGUUGUAUCAAAAAGACUAGUGUUGAAUAUGUAUAAUUAAAAGGACAAAUCAUA
This is a messenger RNA of Mytilus californianus (California mussel), 15682 nucleotides long. Its product is annotated as serine-rich adhesin for platelets-like. The transcript has 4 exons. Lineage: Eukaryota; Metazoa; Mollusca; Bivalvia; Mytilida; Mytilidae. The record is from RefSeq and is a predicted model, not a curated record. The coding region runs from base 1828 to 13035 and encodes 3735 amino acids.